AUGAGCACUACGGAGGGAAAACAUACGCUCUGGCUCCUCUUUAGCAUCCAAGUACUACAACAACCGUGGCGUUAUAAAGAUUAAGGAUACUUUUAAUGGAACCUUUAAUGUGUGGUACAAGACGAAGAAAGAUUAAAUUCAACGGAAACGAAUCUUAAGCGAAAACGGAAGUAGGGAGAAGUGAAACCUCUAUCGUUUUAAGUCCCUCCAAACAGUUGACUGACUCGUACGCACUUGUUUCCUGUUGACAGCGAGAUUUAUAAAUAUUUAUCAGCGAGAUAGGAUGUAAAAAAUAUCGAAAAAGAGACUAAAGACACCGCGGGACGGGACGUGUUUGUGUUUGUCUUUUCCAUGAGUCUCUGGACAGUAUGUCGCUGAGUUCAGACGGUUGGACUCCUCACAACAACCGCGGCUUCGCACCGGACCAGUCCGCUGCCCUCCCCGCUCAGAGUGGGGCCUCGCAGUCACAGCUCGGCUGCCAAACGGUGCUAAUUUCGGUUCGGGUGUCGGUGUGUCAUUCUGGUAUACGGCCGCUGUGUCUACCAGGAGCAGGUGAUGAGUCACUCCGCCUUCUACUCAGCAUGGACCCGGGAAAGUCCGGGGAAUUCCGGCUGUCGCUCCAGGACAACAGCGAAGCUGGCCGGAGUGCGACCAUUGCUGAGUUUGAUCUGAGGACGGUGAACUACGAGGUGAAGUCUCCAAAGUGCCAUGAGCUAAGUUUGGUAGCACCACCUCAUGACCGUAUCAGCUUUAAUUUCCGCUGUGAGCAGGAAGCCCAAGAGUGGGCCACUGUGGUGACGUCAUCACUGAGAGAGGCACAUAGAGUUGCCCCUUAUGCUAAUGGUCUACAGUGUCCCCCGGAUGCCCUUCAACCUCAGAACACACUGGCUUUGCAGCAAACAGAGGACACCUGCAUAGAGUUGUCCCGGGCCAUAGAAGCAGGUGACAUGCAGUCUGCUUCCGACAUUGCGUCCACGCUCGCACGACAACAUGCUGCGCUCAAGAUUCAACCCUCUUCUGGAGACUACGAUGACACUGAAAUUAGCUUGGCUGUUGUAGUUGAAGAUUGCUCCUCAUCCUGCUGUGUUACUGUCAAAGUCUUCCCACAUAUGACUACUGCAGCACUGAAACAGCAGAUGUUUCUUGAGUAUGGCUUUCACCCUCGGGUGCAGCGCUGGGUAAUUGGCCAGUGCUUGUGCAGCAACCAGCGAUCUCUAGCCUCAUAUGGUGUCCGUCAGGAUGGUGACACAGCUUUCUUGUACCUCCUGUCAGCCCGCCAUGCUCGCUUGACACUCCAAGUCCUGCAGCAGGACCAGGAGAGUGCCCUUCUCCUCAGCCCUCCAUCACUAUCGUUACCCAGCCCUCCUCUCUCUUCUACCUCUGCAAAUGGUCCCUCAUCUCAGGACCGUAGGCCAUACACGACCCUUCCCCCAAGACUCCAUACUAGCAGCAACACUGACAGAGGAAACGUCAGUGAGAUCCGAGAUCUCAUCAACCUUGAGAUGCCUCAACUCAAUGAAGCACUGAGCCCCAUCACAUCCUCACAUCAGGGUUGGUCAUGCCCCUCUUGCACUUACAUUAACAAACCAACUCGGCCAGGUUGCGAGAUCUGCAGCACAAACCGACCGGAGAACUACGUCAUCCCGGGUGGAUAUCGACCCGACGCUCUGGAACUCAGGCGCAUCCAGCAGGAGAAGGAGGCUAUCAGACAGUAUCAGCAGGCAAGGGAAGAGGAGCGCAGGAAGAAUUUUGCUAAACUGAUGAUGAUGGAUGGUCAAGAUCUGGUGCCUAAUCCCGAGUCCGUGGACUGUCGGAUCUGCUACGUGGACCUGCAGCCUGGAGAAGGAGUCCUGCUAAGGGAGUGUCUUCACUGCUUCUGUAGGGAGUGUUUACGUUCAGUCAUCAUGUUGAGUGAGGAACCCGAGGUGUCCUGUCCUUACAGAGAUGACACAUAUUCCUGUACGUGCUACCUGCAGGAGAGGGAGAUCAGAGCUUUGGUGUCGGCCGAGGAGUAUGAGCGCUGGCUGCAGAGAGGUCUGUCAGUGGCAGAGUCUCGCUGCGAGGGCAGCUACCACUGUGCUACGCCAGACUGUCGAGGCUGGUGUGUGUACGAGGACACGGUCAAUGUCUUUCACUGCCCCGUCUGUGGGAAACACAACUGUCUGAUUUGCAAGUCUAUCCACGAGGGAAUGAACUGUAAGCAGUACCAGGAUGAUCUUGCAGCCCGUGCUAUAAAUGACUCUGCUGCUAGGAGAACCACACAUCUACUCAAGUCUCUGGUGCAGUCGGGGGAGGCGAUGCACUGUCCCCAGUGUGGCAUCAUUGUGCAGAAGAGGGAUGGAUGUGACUGGCUUCGCUGCACCGUAUGCCACACGGAGAUCUGCUGGGUAACCAGAGGACCUCGCUGGGGGCCAAGAGGCCCUGGAGACACCAGUGGAGGAUGUCGCUGCAACGUCAACAAUCAGAAAUGCCAUCCUAAAUGUCAAAACUGCCACUGAGUUUGACUGAAACUGACACAGAACUGGUCCCUAAUUUAACAAGAGUUGAGACAUAAAAUGAGGAAUUUUACAAUUGUUACAUAUGGUGCAUCAUACUUGUUGUAAGUGGAGAUUUAGCACAUUUCUCACCUUCACUUACUGGCACAAUGGUCUAUGCUGCGGGCUUUUCACUGUAAUCAUAAGGACACGAGUAAUAGGUUGACAUUUCGCUCUGCCUCCCACACAAGGAAACAAUAGCUGCAUGAUUGUAACAAUUCAGUGUUCAGCAUAACUUACUUAAUCACACCUGACUGUAAUGAUGAUAUGUGAGAGCAGAGCUAUGUGGGGAAAUAAUAUUAGUUUGUGUGUGUGUGUGUUUGGUGCCUUUUCAAGAAUGAUUGCACUGCAAAUUUAACAAAACAGGUACAGAUGUGUCUCUUGUGCCGUUUUGGUCGUUACAUACCAGGAUGCAUUAAACUUAAGUGACCUUAUUUUUGUGCAAAAAAAGCUGUAGCAGUGUGUUUAUGGUGACGUUUUCUGGGAAGAUCCCUGUUGCGUCCUUCAUGUGCAAUUUUCUGCAUUGGCAUAGCUAUUCUUAAGUUUACGUUGUGUAUUUUAUUGUGUCUGCAUAACCGAUGCAUUACGUUGUCACCAAAGAAGUUAAAAAGGAGCGUGUGUCUGUCUGACGCUGAUGUGUUGUUGAACCACUGUGUAUUAAGUGUAUUGGUGAAUUGUCACACGUUCAUUUCAGUACUGAUUUCUGUUUCUGUUUGUCUGUUAUGGAACGCAGAUAUGAUGCAGGUGAUGUUUGCAUACUAGUAGGUUACUGGACUAUUUUCUUAUUCCUCUUUGUUUCUUUAAGACAAAAGUGGAUUUUCACGCUGUCACCUUCAAGGAUAAAAGUGAGUGAUCUUCAUUAACGACACUCUUGUGUUCACCAGACAGUAUAUAAAUAAGAUGUAUGCCCGUAACCACACUACUGCCCCCCCCCCCCCCCCCCCCCCAACUAAGAAGCCAUGAGAAAUUCUUCACUGUUUUCUCUUUCCCAUCACAGCACUGUGUUGCUGCUGAUAUUCUGCUGUGCCUUAUCGGUUAAUCAAUAAAUAACCUUUUAACUAA
Messenger RNA from Solea solea (common sole), 3596 nucleotides. It is a transcript of the gene shrprbck1r, whose product is annotated as sharpin and rbck1 related. The coding region runs from base 369 to 2498 and encodes 709 amino acids. NCBI's taxonomy places the organism in Eukaryota, Metazoa, Chordata, Actinopteri, Pleuronectiformes, Soleidae. The record is from RefSeq and is a predicted model, not a curated record. Gene Ontology annotation, cellular component: LUBAC complex. Gene Ontology annotation, molecular function: ubiquitin-protein transferase activity; ubiquitin binding. Gene Ontology annotation, biological process: proteasome-mediated ubiquitin-dependent protein catabolic process; protein linear polyubiquitination; positive regulation of canonical NF-kappaB signal transduction. The transcript is spliced from 14 exons.